Messenger RNA from Cloeon dipterum, 1850 nucleotides. Its product is annotated as gamma-aminobutyric acid receptor subunit alpha-6-like. The record is from RefSeq and is a predicted model, not a curated record. Gene Ontology annotation, molecular function: neurotransmitter receptor activity; chloride channel activity; GABA-A receptor activity. The transcript has 11 exons. NCBI's taxonomy places the organism in Eukaryota, Metazoa, Arthropoda, Insecta, Ephemeroptera, Baetidae. Gene Ontology annotation, biological process: regulation of membrane potential; signal transduction; chloride transmembrane transport. The coding region runs from base 168 to 1721 and encodes 517 amino acids. Gene Ontology annotation, cellular component: neuron projection; synapse; plasma membrane.
CGUGCGAACAAUGGCAGCAAGCGCGGGAAUAAAUUGGGCUGGCAAGAGUUGCGGCCGUGAUCACGAGUGCGGCUGCACGAGAUAAGCCACGGAGGCGCCUGCGUCCUGAAAGAGCGUUCCUCUUAGGCCUCCGGACCACCACUAACUGGUCUUCAGGACUGUCAGUCAUGCUGUAUCCACGCUUGCUUUCGUUCUUCAUUAGCCUCUCCACAGCGUACUGCUAUUCUAUCCUGCACGUCCGCCCCUUGCCCGACGGCCACAUUGCUCGCGCCGCCGUCCUCCACAGCAGUGGAAAUGCGAGUCGUCACGUCUUCAAGAGACAAGUCUCAACACCCUCACCAGUGGCUGUCAGCAAAAACAUUUCCAUGAUUUUAGAAAACCUGUUGAAAAACUAUGAAAGUAGCCAGCUUCCAGCACGCAAGAAAGGCGAGCCAAUGAUAGUCAAAACCAACAUUCUGAUUCGCAGCAUGGGACCCGUCUCGGAAUUGGACAUGGAGUAUUCGAUGGACUGCUACUUUCGGCAAUAUUGGACGGAUCCGCGGCUCAGCUUUCAGGGACCCAUUUCCAGUCUCAGCCUCAACUUUAAGAUGCUGGAGCGCAUUUGGCGACCCGACACCUACUUCUACAAUGGCAAGAACUCGUACGUGCACACGAUUACGGUGCCCAACAAGUUGCUGCGGCUUUCGCAGAAUGGCGAUAUUCUUUACUCAAUGAGGUUGACUGUGAAGGCAAAGUGUCCUAUGGAGCUGCGAAAUUUCCCCAUGGAUCGUCAGUCAUGCCCUCUGAUCUUGGGAAGCUACGCAUACACCAGCAAGCAGCUCCGAUAUCAAUGGGAGUCGGGAGCCAGCGUCAACUUCGAGCCAGGAAUGACUCUUUCCCAGUUUGAUUUAAUGGGCAGUCCACAAAGAAAUUCUACGUACCGUCGACGAGAAGGUGAAUUCAGCGUGCUUCAAGUCAAUUUCAAUUUGCAGCGGCACACAGGCUAUUUUCUGAUCCAGGUUUAUGUGCCCUGCAUUUUAAUUGUGGUGCUCAGUUGGGUUUCCUUCUGGAUUCACAGAGAAGCCACUAGCGACCGAGUCGGUUUAGGAAUCACGACUGUGUUGACGCUGUCGACCAUCAGCCUGGACAGCCGCAAAGACUUGCCAAAGGUCAAAUACGCCACUGCGCUGGACUGGUUUUUACUGAUGAGCUUUUUCUACUGCAUCGCCACACUACUGGAAUUCGCGGGCGUCCAUUAUUUUACUAAGGUUGGCUAUGGAGAAAUUCCAGUAGACGAGGAAGAGUGGGACGAUCUGGAAGGCCCGAAAUUUGACGAGUCGGUUAUUGUGAUGAGCUCAGUCGCAUCCGUCGGCUUGAUCGAGCAGAGACGUCGUGGAUCUCUCAUUUGCCCAAUUUAUAAGGACGGGCCCCUGCAAAGCGAAACUCCGAAAAAGGGCACAAUGGAGCGGCACACUCAAACCGAGCGUCGUAUCCCCGGAUGGAAGCAAAUAUUUUUCUGCCUGACAGGCAACGACAAAUUCCGGCGAAUGAGGCAAAGAGCAGCAGGACAGCAGCAAGGGCCUGGAGCGAUGAACAGCGUCUCUCGAAUCGACAAGUUGGCUCGCAUUUUAUUUCCCGCGUCGUUCUUCAUCCUCAAUUUCUUGUACUGGCUUGGUUACGUGGCGCUUGCAGACGAAUUCAAAUGGCGACAGCCUCCGCCGUCCAUAAUAAUGGCAAAAUAAUGUAAUCCAUGAAUAUAGAGCAUAUCGCGCCGUCAAUUUUUUAUUUUUUCCCCCGCAUCGCCCACUUGUUGCUUAAAGUGGGAAUAUGUCUGCUUCGAUAGGAGAAUAUGAAAUAAAGAGUCUAGCGUU